AUUUGAUAUUCAGCCAAAGCCAGCGGCAUCUUUUCUUCUUUCUUUUUUUAAUUUAAUUUAAUUUAAUUUUGAUUACAAAUACCCACCCAAUCACAUCUGCUGCUGGAUUCAUCCUUCAUCCUCUAUUCAUUUGAAAGGAAGGAAGUAAGAAUGGGCAGUAACAGUAAGAGUGGGGAUCUGAAGUCGAGGUUCAUGGAGGUAUACAAAACUCUGAAAACAGAGUUGAUUAACGAUCCCGCCUUUGAGUUUGAUGACGAUUCACGCCAAUGGGUCGAUAAGAUGCUCGACUACAACGUGCCUGGAGGGAAGUUGAAUCGGGGUCUCUCGGUUGUUGACAGCUACCAGUUACUUAAAGGAGGAGAACUGACAGAUGAUGAGGUUUUUCUUUCGUCUGCCCUUGGUUGGUGCGUUGAAUGGCUUCAAGCAUACUUUCUAGUGCUUGAUGAUAUCAUGGAUGAGUCUCAUACACGCAGAGGUCAACCCUGUUGGUUCAGAUUACCCAAGGUUGGUAUGAUUGCUGCAAAUGAUGGAAUCAUUCUUCGCAACCAUAUCCCAAGAAUUCUCAAGAAACAUUUCCGAGGAAAGCCAUAUUAUGUGGAUUUAGUGGACCUAUUCAACGAGGUAGAAUUUCAAACGGCCUCUGGACAGAUGAUUGAUCUGAUCACUACACUUGUUGGAGAAAAAGAUCUCUCAAAGUAUUCAUUGUCUAUUCACCGCCGGAUUGUGCAGUACAAAACGGCUUACUACUCAUUUUACCUUCCUGUUGCAUGUGCACUCCUUAUGUUUGGUGAGGAUCUGGACAAUCAUGUUCAAGUGAAGGAUGUACUUGUUGAAAUGGGUACCUAUUUUCAAGUGCAGGACGAUUACCUAGAUUGUUUUGGUGCUCCUGAAGUGAUUGGGAAGAUUGGAACUGAUAUUGAAGACUUCAAGUGUUCGUGGUUAGUUGUGAAAGCAUUGGAACUUGCUAACGAGGAGCAAAAGAAAGUCCUACACGAGAACUAUGGGAAAAAGGAUCCAGCUUCCGUUGCAAAAGUGAAGGAAUUAUAUCACGCUCUCAAUCUUCAGGGGGUAUUUGAAGAGUACGAGAGCACGAGCUACAAGAAGCUGAUCACAUCCAUUGAAGGCCACCCAAGCAAAGCAGUACAAGCGGUGUUGAAAUCUUUCUUGGGAAAGAUAUACAAGAGGCAAAAGUAGGUAUUCAUUUGUAUUUGUACCAAAUGAUUUCUUGUUUUUAAGUCCUGAGUGGAAUAUCAUUCACAUUGUUUAGAUAUAAGUUGAUGUUGUUUGUAUGUUUUGUCAUUAUAUUCUUCCCGUUUCCUACUAGUCAUGCAAUACAUUGUGUCUUGUUUUAGUAUGUGUAACAUGACAUCCAUCCAUAAUGUUAGUAAACUGUUUUUGGCUU
Erigeron canadensis is the source of this 1402-nucleotide messenger RNA. RefSeq names its product farnesyl pyrophosphate synthase. Gene Ontology annotation, molecular function: dimethylallyltranstransferase activity; (2E,6E)-farnesyl diphosphate synthase activity. The transcript is spliced from 12 exons. NCBI's taxonomy places the organism in Eukaryota, Viridiplantae, Streptophyta, Magnoliopsida, Asterales, Asteraceae. The record is from RefSeq and is a predicted model, not a curated record. Bases 151 to 1194 code for a protein of 347 amino acids. Gene Ontology annotation, cellular component: cytoplasm. Gene Ontology annotation, biological process: trans, trans-farnesyl diphosphate biosynthetic process.